GUACUGGAUCCGUGUCGUGGCGGUGAAACCUGGACAAAGUGCGCAGAGAUCGGUGGGAAUGGCUUCUACAAGAAAAUCCAGCCAUCCCACGCACAAUAUUUUUGAUUUUAGUGAUAUCUUCUUAGAAGAUUCAAAGAUUCAAGAGAUCAGAAACUUGCAAGUCAGAAGUCAUGCCCAAGGAGUACCUGAUCAAAGCAGAUUUCUAAAAAGAAACCAAACUAUGGAUAAUAAAUACUUGACCUCCAAAGUAGAUUGUGUCCCAGCGAGGCUGAGCUCUUGUGGGGCCCCCACCACUACCUCGAAGAUCAGGGCCAGUGCUGCACUUAUGAAGCUGGCCCAGAUUGAAACUAAGAUCAAGAAUCGGAAGAAGGCAUGCACAACUCUGUCUGACACUGAGUCUGACUCACAGACCAUGGAUGAGAAUCUUCUAGAGGGAACAAAUAGAAUAGCCGUUCACAGUACAGCUGUCUGCUCUUCACAGCACACCCACAGAACUUUCCUGAAACAAGCUCGCGAAAUCCCCAUCACCAAGAGCAAUAUGGCAAGCGGGAAAGUCAGUAGGUUUCUAAAGAAGAAGGAGCCACCAGUUGAAAAUGCAUCCCCAGAUACACACAUUGAGAAAGUAAACAAUGUUCAAACACCAAGACAGAAGGAACCUGCUAGAAAAUUUGAUUUUGAUUUUCCAGACAGUGAUGAAGAGGAAAUGAAAGAGUUGCUAGGAAGCUUGCUGGAAUCUUCUAGAGAAAAAGAAAAGUUUAUGAAUCAAGAGUUAGUCAGCACUAAGGAUGAGAUACCAACUCAGCCGAGAGUCCUUUCUGUCCUUAGUGUGGAACUUUCCAGCUCAGAGCCUUCUCAGCGGACACUGUGCUUGUUGGCCUCACAGACAGCACCCAGGACCCGUCAUAGCACUCGCUCAAGAGCUUGUUCACCACAGGACACGGUAUCCUGCGCAUCCUCACUUUACAUCUCAGACAACUUUUCGAAAUCAGUGUCUUCUAAGAUGGGGUGCAUCAGGCUGGCAUCCUCCCAGAGCAAGAAUGAGGUGGGGCCUUCGGGGGAACCUGUCUCAGAAGUUGCUGAUGACAGCCUAGAUGAUUUUAGAGUUAAUGUUUUGUCCCUUGAUGAUCUGGUUCCAGCUAUCACUGAGAAAGACAUGGAACAGAAAGAAGAAGAUGCUGGAAGGAAAGGACUAUCAGGCAAAAGCUUCCCAGCCAAGUCACCAGCCAGGUUGGAGGCACAGAAACCUUCCCCACCUAGGAACUCCGCAUUUCAGGGCAAAUCAACAUCACUAGUUGGGGACAAGAGCCUCACUACCCCAAGUGAGGUCUCAGAACACCUGAGUGCCAGCUCAGCCUCUGCCAGCCAGCCACACAGUGUGUCCAGCAUGGACUCAGCUGAGGUUCCCAUGAUGCACACAGCCAUCCCUACUUACUCUGAGGACUUUAAACACUCAUUAACUCCCAUGACAUCUGAGUCAACUACUUCUUCCUUUGAGUCUCUAGACAGGACACUGGAUGCUUUGUCCCAGUUUAGUCUGAAGACAGACCUCCUCAAGCCGUCCCUGUCUAGGACAAAGAGGGGUCAGGACAUCACAAGAAUCAUCAUGAAGGAGACUGCUGUACAGACCCUGGACCCUACUUUUGCAUACCAGUGGAGUACUGCUGGUGGAGUGGCGACUAUGGGGCCUGCCCUGGGAGGCACCUAUGUGGACCCGGUGCCCAUUGCCAGUCAUUUCAUCAGUGCAGAUGCCAUAGAAGCCCUGACAGCCUAUAGCCCAGCCAUGUUGGCGCUUAACGACAUGCUGAAGCAGCAGCUGAGCCUGACCCAACAGUCCAUCGAGGCCACUCGCCACCUGCACAUCUCUCUCCUGCAGUCCCUGGACAGGGAUGCGUUCCACUACCACACCCUGGAGGAAGCCAAAGAGUACAUUAAGUGCCACAGGCCUGCACCACUGACCAUGGAGGCCGCUCUGCAAGAGGUGAAGGAAGAGCUUUGAGUACCAGCUGAUCAGGACCCACACUUCCAGACCCCGUCUAUAUAGUGGAUUUCUGUGAGGAAAAUGACUGGCAGCUGCAAGGACCUGUCUCAGGACUGUAGAAGUGGAACUCACAGCAGGAUGGAGGCUACUGGCAAGUCCAAGGGAGACAGUGGAAGCCAGGAGCUCACAAUGAACCAGGCUGUCAACAUGGAAGAUUCCAUGCUAGCACAGGAGACAGUCCAAGUGGCCCAAGCACCACUCCCCUAACACACUGUCUCCUUACUCAGCCUGCAUACAUUUCUGACCUACACACUCAGAGGCGACAAUCUUUUUUUUUUUUUUUAAAAAAGGGCUUUAUUUGAAGGCAAAACAGUAAAACCCACAAGAAAUUGUUAACAGCACACAUGUGUUUAUCUUGAAUCAGACACAUCUGAACAAGACACAGAUAUGGGAAAUCUAGAACAAAAUUGAGUAUUUUGUCACAUGGGGUUGAAAAAUUGUAUAGAGGACUUUGCAUUUUA
Jaculus jaculus (lesser Egyptian jerboa) is the source of this 2499-nucleotide messenger RNA. It is a transcript of the gene C1H19orf44, whose product is annotated as chromosome 1 C19orf44 homolog. The coding region runs from base 59 to 1996 and encodes 645 amino acids. The record is from RefSeq and is a predicted model, not a curated record. The transcript has 9 exons. NCBI's taxonomy places the organism in Eukaryota, Metazoa, Chordata, Mammalia, Rodentia, Dipodidae.